This is a messenger RNA of Hypomesus transpacificus, 3443 nucleotides long. Its product is annotated as pyridoxal (pyridoxine, vitamin B6) phosphatase. Gene Ontology annotation, molecular function: phosphatase activity. The record is from RefSeq and is a predicted model, not a curated record. NCBI's taxonomy places the organism in Eukaryota, Metazoa, Chordata, Actinopteri, Osmeriformes, Osmeridae. The transcript is spliced from 2 exons. The coding region runs from base 164 to 1105 and encodes 313 amino acids. Gene Ontology annotation, cellular component: cytoplasm.
AGGACUUUUAAUUUUGGUACCAUUAUAGCCAUACGCUACGUCUGUGUACGUUCCGGUGGAAAAAGAGGUGCAGUAACCGACCUUACCCGUUUAAUUUGAGUGACGUAACUGUACCUUUCUGUUGACAACAGGACUCGAGCUUUUUCUAGGCUCACCGUGCAGAAUGGCAGGGGCGGUGGGAAGCAGAGGGUGUUUAAAAAUCAGAGGUUCUCAAUUACGAGAUCUCCUCGACGCAAAGCACAACGUCCUUUUCGAUUGCGACGGUGUCAUCUGGAAUGGCGAAACGGUGGUGACAGGCGCUCCAGAGGUGGUGACACUAUUGAAACAGCAAGGCAAAAAGGUAUUUUUCGUGACUAACAACUGCACCAGGCCCAGAGCUAACUACGUGACAAAGUUUGCGCGUUUGGGGUUCACUGAUGUGGAUGAGGAAGAUAUAUUCAGCUCUGCGUACUGCUCUGCAGCUUACCUGCGCGACGUGGCGAAGGUGCAGGGAAAGGUGUAUGUCAUCGGUUGUCAAGGGGUUGUGAAGGAGCUACAGGAGGCCGGAGUUCCCAUAGUGGAGGAGAGUGAAGACGCACAAACAGGGACCAUUUACGACUAUCCAUUGGACCAGGACGUUAAGGCAGUGCUUGUUGGAUAUGACGAAAAAUUCAACUUCAUAAAACUGGCAAAAGCUACCUGUUAUUUACAAAACCCCAAUUGCCUAUUUGUAGCUACUGACCCUGACCCUUGGCACCCUCUGCGAGGUGGUAGAAUAACACCAGGAUCGGGGAGCCUCACGGCUGCCGUGGAAACGGCCAGCAGCAGGACGGCUAUAGUGAUUGGCAAGCCUAGCCGCUUCAUGUUUGAUUGCAUGGCAAGCCAGUUCGGCCUGGACCCAGCCCAGUCCAUUAUGGUUGGCGAUCGCCUGGAGACGGACAUCCUGUUUGGGGCUAAGUGUGGCUUGGACACCAUGCUUACUUUGACAGGGGUGUCCACCAUGGAAGAGGCCCAGAGCUAUAAGGACAGUGACGACCCAGAGAAGAUGCACUUCGUGCCAGAUUACGUGGUGGAAACCAUUGGCGAUUUUAUCAAAGCAUACGAGGAGGAAGCGAAGGAGGGCUGAAGUCUUGAUGGACAUAAAUAAACCGCUAAAGCUGUGCCUGUGCUUAGAAACUUGGACAUAUCACUGAAUAGUGAAGUAGUGAUCUGUAUUUAAGGUGGUGUUGUGUAGUCAUUCCUAAAAGGCCUCAUGAAUUCUGCAAUGCGUUGUUAGUCUUGCCAUAAGCAUGCACGGCAUUGUUCUGCAGAGACUGUGAGAUGGCAUGAAGCAUCUGAUGAACCUAUCACAGUAGGCACCCAUGUUUGGUGUUGCUUCGCAUGCUUAUGGCAGGUCUUUGCAAUGACACAUUCUCCAACAUCUCAGAGGGUUUUUUGAAUGAUGACUUCAAUAGUGUAAACACAUUAAAGCCUAAUCAACACAGUUCAAAGGUAUUGGCUUGUUGUCGAAACAGUUCCUUCAGUAACAGUGUAUGUGUUUCAUUAGUUGGAAAAUGUCUUCUUUCCUUGAUCACUGCUUACUCGUUUCCUCCAAAAAUAUGCAUAUGCAUAAAUGUUGUUCUGCAAAUGCAUACAGCAUCUGCUGUCCCAAUAUUGAAGGAAGUGAGCAAAGGUACCGUAAACUGUAACAUACACAAAAACAGAGAAUGGAAACACAACAUUUAUAUAAGUGUAUCCUUUGCUUAAGUUUAUUUUAGAAACAAAGUCCAUGCCCUUAAGCAUAUCAAAUGUGUAGUGCAAAUGACAUACACCUUUGUCUACAAAAAGAAGAAACGUGAAGGGGUAAAUUAAAGCAACAAUAUUUCUCAAUCUGGCAGUUCAAUCUACACAAAUGUACCCACACCAAUGAGCCACACAAUUAUGACCAAUGCUGUUGGUCCUUCAUUUGCCGCCGAAACAGUACAGACACGCUGACACAUGGAGCCAAUGCACUCUGUUGUGACAUUCCUCUGCUGUAUUAACUAAACGUAGUUUGUCCCUCCUUGGACCACUGUCUGUAGGAUACCAUGUCUGACCAGGAGCACACCAUAAGCUUUGGCUUUUGUAAGAUGCUCUGACCCAGUUUUCUGGCCAUGAUUUGGCCCCUGUCAACGUCCUUCAGGUUUUUACCCAUUUCUCCUGCAUCCAACAUGUUGACAACAAGAACUGAUUGUUUGUUUACCAUCUUAUAUACCCUGACCUCAUGUGCCAUUGUUAGAAGAUGAUGACGUUACUCACUUUCCUUAUGUGUAGUCAUAAUAUUUUGGCUCAUUGGUGUACAUACACUUUUAGAUCAAUACAAUUAGAUCAAUGUUUUUAGAAUGUUUUUCACAGUAGACACAUGAAUGGUGAAGUAUUAAAAUGGUAAAACAAAAAAUUGGAUGUUGUAAAAGCACCAGUGUAUGGUGCCGGAAUACAUAAGCAUCCCAAUAGUCCCUUAAUCUGCUUAGCCCUUCAUGUUGUCUAACCUGUCUUAAUUUUUGUCUAACUUGACAAGCUCUUUUUCUUAUCAAGGGUUAAAGAAAAUCAUCCCGAAAGGCCUGCCAUCCAUUCAGAACCAAAUGUACUUCUCUGUUGUCAAAACACAGAUAUAUGUAUUCUGUUAUGCCCUCAUGCCUCCCUUUUACAUAAGGCUUUCGACAUACUAUGAAAUGUGGGCUGAUUUGAUGUAGGUUAUUGUUGCAUCAAUGUUUAACUUCAGCCUGAACAUCUGUCCUGAUGUGUAAUUUCUUGAGAACAGUUGUGUGGAACUCAAAAUGCCACAAUUGUAUGGUUCCUGUAAGGACCCUUCCCAAUAGUAAAAACAAGUUUAGCUUUGUGCCAAUAUUGACCAAUCGUCAAUUGCAAUACUAACCCUAACCCCAAUGAAUCAGAUACUUGAAAGAUGUUGCAUCUUUUACUGUCAUUGAAAAUUGAAUUUGUUGUGAACAGGAUCAAUGAUACGUUGGAUAAUAAAUGCAGUAUCAUGUUAUAAAAUGGUGUAGCACAAGAAAUUUAUAAAUGCCAUUAUGGGUUGUUUCUAUUGCAGUAAUUCUGCAAAAUAGUUUGCAAAUAAGUGCAAAAGAGAUAGGUUAUUCAAUUAAGUUUCAAUGCAUUUUUCCGAUUAUAAUUGCAAUUUACUUGUUUUAGAAAGUAUGUGUGUUUUCUUGGGUUACAUUGAUAAUGGUGAAACACAAUAUGAUUGAUCAUCUGAGAGAAAUAACAUUUUGUUGUUACACUUAGCUAAAAAUUGUACAGAAAAAAAUAUUUUAGACUUGAAGACUACUUUCAUACUGAAGAUUAAUUACCUAAUUCAAUGAGGAAUGCCAAACAGUUCAGUGUGAAUUACAACAAUUAGACAUUAUGCAUAUAGUGAAUUAUGUUUGAAAUGUAUGACUGUAGUGCCAACAAGGAUUUGAUUUUUAAUUAAAAACUCCUGCUUUGUA